This is a messenger RNA of Helianthus annuus (common sunflower), 1122 nucleotides long. RefSeq names its product protein FAR1-RELATED SEQUENCE 5-like. Lineage: Eukaryota; Viridiplantae; Streptophyta; Magnoliopsida; Asterales; Asteraceae. The coding region runs from base 1 to 1122 and encodes 373 amino acids. Gene Ontology annotation, molecular function: zinc ion binding. The transcript is spliced from 5 exons. The record is from RefSeq and is a predicted model, not a curated record. Gene Ontology annotation, biological process: regulation of DNA-templated transcription.
AUGGUAGUUAGGCGUCUUAUUAGGAAGAAAGAAUGUCGUCCUGGUUUCACAUGUGAUUAUGUUAUUGGUGAAGAUAGAAGAUUGAAAGGGCUAUUCUGGGCUGAUGAGCAAUCAAAAACAAAUUAUACAGCGUUUGGUGACAUAGUUGGUUUUGAUGCUACUUAUAAAUCAAACAAGUAUGAUUUAGUUUUUGUACUGUUUACUGGGAUUGAUAAUCAUUUUAGGAAUGUCACAUUUGGUGGUGCAUUACUUGGUUCUGAGACUGCAGAUUCUUAUAGAUGGCUUUUAAGGUUCUUUGUUAAUGCUUUUGGAAGUGAGCCUAAAGUUGUUGUUACUGAUCAAGAUGCUGCAAUGAAGAGAGCUAUUAAGGAUGCACUUUCAAGAAGUAGGCAUAGGUUAUGUAUGUGGCAUAUAUGGGAGAAAUUGAAGACAACGGUUGGUCCUGUUUUGUCAGCAAACAUUGAUUUUAAUACAAGAACGACUCAUGUUGUUUGGAAUGAUACUAUUAUUCCAGAAGAUUUUGAAACUGAGUGGCAUUCAAUAAUGUCUACUUUUGGAUUGGAAAAUCAUGAGUGGUUAAAAGAUAUUCAUUUUGAGACUGCAAUGGAUAUUCAAAGGCAUGAGCAUAGGAGGAAUGAUCAUGAUACAAGGUAUAUUCAGUGUAAGACCUGGAGUGACUUUGUAUUGGAGAAACAAGCAUCAGAAAUAUAUACCAAAACAAUUUUUAAGGAUAUUAAGAUUGAAAUUGAUGCUGCCAUUACAAAGUGUAUGUCAAAGUCUCUUGAUACUGUGCAAUACAACAAACACGAAGAUGGUUUAAGUAUAAGUUUUUCUUGCAAACGGUUUGAACAAUUUGGUAUAUUGUGCCGCCAUAUAUUUUAUGUUCUACGGUAUGAUGAUAUAACUGAGUUUCCUAGAAGAUAUGUUCAUAGAAGAUGGAUGAGAGAUGUUGUUUCAAAUGGUUCAAAUCAUUGCAAUAUUCGGUUUGAUGAAAUUGGUAGGAAUAGUGAAAUUGAUAAAGUUUAUAGAGAAAUCGUUGUUGCAAAUGAGUAUGUGGUUAAUAGGCUGGUUGGGGAUUUAGAUGAGCUGUGUCGUUACAUGGACCAUAUUAAAAGUUAUUGA